AUGGCGCAGACACAGCCCCCGACCUUCAUCAACCUCCCGCCUCCCACCUCCAGACCAGAGACCCCCUCUGAGAUGCCAGGCACUCCUACGAGCACCACUACCUCGCUUUCCGCCCUAUCUACCACUGCGAUCAAAGAUGGUCAUCGCGGCCACUUCCCACAGGGUCCUCUCAGUCGUGGACACCAACAUAACCCUUCCACACAAAGUCUCGAGGCUGAACGUGCCGACCGAAUCUCCCGACUCGCUGGUCUUGAGCGAGUCUCAACCCUUCGGGCACCUCCUCAAGCGAACGCCCAAGGAGCAUCCUCUCCCUCACCUCAGACCACGCCAACCUCUACAACUGGGUUUCCGCCCAACUACCCUGCUACACAGCACCUGACACCUGCAUAUUUCGAUAGCAAUGGCCAGCCUGUCGCUGUGACCAAGAUGAGUACUGUCGGGACGGCCAGCGCAACUGAGAGCCAUGUCGGCGAUGGCGAUGAUACGCGCACAACUGCUGGCGAACACGAUGAAGACAUGUUCAGCACCGAUACCAACUACCGUGAAGCCGAGUCGGUCGCAAGCAUGGGUGGCUAUCCCGACGCUAUGGACGAGGAUCUCGAUGGUGCCAAUGCUCGUUCUGUGGCUGGUUAUGACGAUCGCAUGAGCGAUGACGGCUCUGCCUCUCUUGUUGGGUUUGGCGAGGGUGCCGGUAGUACCGUAUCUGGGCCCAUUUAUCAUCGUCGAACGGCACCCCAAGCUUGGGGUCUUGAAAGAACCAAUUCCGGUCUGAGCGACGCCCGGCGGGAGCGUGACACUCAUAUGGGCGGUGACACGCCUGUAAGUGUGUCUGCACUACAGGAGCGCCGGGACGCUCGCAUGAUGGACGGUGUCGCGAUUGAUCCGAAUCCGGGCCAAGCGCCAGAGAACGACUCUUAUGUUGACACAACCUUCCGAGGCCCUGUCUCUGCGUCGCAACCUCAAUCACAAACUGCUGCUGCUCAGGAGGCGGCAGAGCGUAUUGUCCAGAGGUUGGACAGAGGUGAGACAAGGGCGCCUGCUUCGGGUCUCGUAGGGCCUGGGCGGGGUGAUGAGCCUUUGGGCAAGUUCUACUUUGAAGGCGAGAAGCGUGAUGAUUAG
Molecule: messenger RNA, 1119 nt
Organism: Fusarium tjaetaba
Lineage: Eukaryota; Fungi; Ascomycota; Sordariomycetes; Hypocreales; Nectriaceae
Exons: 2
Coding region: 1-1119 (372 amino acids)
Source: RefSeq, a predicted model, not a curated record